This is a messenger RNA of Prosopis cineraria, 1043 nucleotides long. RefSeq lists its product as uncharacterized. NCBI's taxonomy places the organism in Eukaryota, Viridiplantae, Streptophyta, Magnoliopsida, Fabales, Fabaceae. The record is from RefSeq and is a predicted model, not a curated record. Bases 117 to 695 code for a protein of 192 amino acids. Gene Ontology annotation, molecular function: ATP hydrolysis activity. The transcript has 6 exons.
UAUGUAUUGAUCGGCCAAUCACUGGUCAUGAUCUCACGGAGGAAUUGGCUUUGUGGGGGGCGUCUCGCCGUGGAAGGAGCGCGCUUUAUCAGGAUUCUGGAAGAACUUUAGAGACUAUGGCGGGUCCGGGCAAAUGCAUCCUCGUCACCGGUCCUCCGGGUGUGGGCAAAAGCACUCUGAUUAUGAGAGUGAUCGAGGGCCUCAAAACUUCAAAUCCCAACCUCAAGGUUCAAGGCUUCUACACUCGUGAAGUUAGACAAGGAAGCGAGAGAAUUGGUUUCGAGGUUGUCACCCUAGAUGGUCGCAUGGGUCCACUUGCCUCCGCCAACAUUUCUAGGCCAGAGUCUCGCAGAUGGCCCAGUGUUGGAAACUACAAAGUUGAUAUAGCAUCUUUCGAGUCACUGGCUCUGCCUGAGUUGCAGGUCAGAGAAGAUAUUGAUCUCUUCAUCAUUGAUGAAGUUGGUAAGAUGGAGUUGUACAGCUCAUCCUUCUUCCCUGCUGUUCUGAAAGUCUUGGAAUCAAAUAUCCCAAUUUUGGCUUCGAUUCCAAUUCCCAAAUAUGGUAGAGAUAUACCUGAAGUUGCUAGAUUGCGGAGUCAUCCAGCAGCAGAUAUUUAUACCUUGAGCGUUAGUAACAGAGUUGCUGUUAGAGAAGAGAUACUCUCCCUAUUGGUAGACCUGUUGAGAAAACAUUAGUGGUCCAAUAGUCUUAUAUUUGAACUCUUGCCAUGCUGUCUUUCUUGAAGUUGGGAACUUAUUAUGUGCUGAAGAAACGCGAGAGAACGAGUCUCAAUGAGACAUUCAAACUUGGUCUUCACUGAGGUGUGUGCUUCAUCAUGCAAAAUGAAUGUCGUUGUUGAACUGCAUUCAAACUUAAUACAGUUUUAUUUGCCCAUUAGGUCUGUAGAAAUUUCAUUAAUCGCAAAUAAUACUUGUUUCCGAUUAGUUAAUAUAGUUUCGGUGUUGCUGGCCUUUUUGUUAUAAGUUAUAUCCCAUCGGGCUUGUCUGUUUAUAAAUUAAAAUAAUGAAUUUUCAUUUUGUUAA